CCCACCUUCAAAGUGUUUUUCUUCCCUUCCCGUGCCACCUUACUUUCUUACACCCUUCGUCUUCUUCACACAUAAUUCCGCCAAAAUGAUUAUCUACACUGACAUCGUUUCCGGUGACGAGAUCGUCGCCGAUACCUUCAACCUUGUCCCCAACAAGGAUUUCGAUAUCCUUUGGGAGUGUGACUGCCGCAAGUACCUGAAGCGUGCCAACGAGGACUUCCAGCUCGAGGGUGCCAACCCCUCCGCUGAGGACGCCGAGGAGGAGGGUGGCGAGGGUGAGGCCACCAUGGUCCACGAUAUCGAGGACCAGUUCCGUCUGGUCUGGCUCAAGGUUGAGGAUGGUGCCAAGCCCUCCAAGGAGAGCUACAAGACCCACAUCAAGUCUUACCUCAAGAAGCUCCACAAGAACGCCGCCACCAAGUUCGCUCAGGCCGCGGAUCCCGCAGAGGCUGAGAAGGAGUGGAAGACCAAGGCCGCUGGUGCUAUGAAGAAGAUCCUUGCCAACUGGGACAACUACGAUGUCCUCAUGGGCCAGUCCAUGGACGGUGAUGCCAUGCACGUCCUGAUUGACUUCCGCGAGGAUGGUGUUACCCCCUACGCUACCGUCUGGGCUGACGGUCUCAAGGAGAUCAAGGUCUAAGCAACUCUUGUCAUCCCAGAUCAGGCGAUAGUAAAAAUACACGCACCCUAUACGAACAAAUACGUCUUGGAAGAAUUGCGAGUUACAGCUCAGACGCAGCGGCUACUUAUUCCCCUUUCCCGGGCCUGUCUGUUCUAAUAACCCUCUCGCAUUUUUCGUAUCCCGAGUUAGUGAUCCAUUGGAUCAUCAAGAGUUACGCUUCAUGAAAUCAUCUGUCAUGUUAUA
Molecule: messenger RNA, 865 nt
Organism: Penicillium crustosum
Lineage: Eukaryota; Fungi; Ascomycota; Eurotiomycetes; Eurotiales; Aspergillaceae
Product: translationally-controlled tumor protein
Exons: 4
Coding region: 86-640 (184 amino acids)
Cellular component (GO): cytoplasm
Molecular function (GO): calcium ion binding
Source: RefSeq, a predicted model, not a curated record